Molecule: messenger RNA, 3609 nt
Organism: Sparassis crispa
Lineage: Eukaryota; Fungi; Basidiomycota; Agaricomycetes; Polyporales; Sparassidaceae
Product: RdRP-domain-containing protein
Exons: 4
Coding region: 1-3609 (1202 amino acids)
Biological process (GO): siRNA processing
Cellular component (GO): nuclear RNA-directed RNA polymerase complex
Molecular function (GO): RNA-directed RNA polymerase activity
Source: RefSeq, a predicted model, not a curated record
AUGGAAAUAUUUAUGCAAAAUAUUGGGCCGUCCGUGACCCAGUAUGAUCUUAAAGAUAUGAUAGCGGAUGUCUUACAUAGCCCUGCUUUUACCCGUUCUUCAGGUGUUCUCAAUUUUGAGGCGCGUAUCUUUCAGCAUGGCAGGCGAAACCACUUACGUCAGGGUACCAUGACUUUACCUUCGGAAGAUAUUGGCUGGCAGUUUUUACAGGAGUAUGGAGGUCCACAGCCGAAGAAGUCCAUCGGCCGUACAAGAAUUACAUUUCAGCCUAGCAGAAACAAGCCAAACGCUCAGGUACUAGAAAUGAUCUGCCGUCUGCCGUACGUUAACCAAAGACUCCUGCGGGAAAAGGAAGAAAGAGCCCAGGAGUUGGAUGCGAGAAGUGUGUCUAUUCGAACCAUCCAAUUCGGACGGGAGUGUCGCGAUGGUGUAUAUUCGGUCGAAUGGGAGAAGCACUGCGUCGGGGCCCACCUCAUAUUCAAUCAGGAAAGGAAAGAGUUUCGAGUGGAAGUUCCAGAUUCCACGAACACCCGCUUUAUUUCCAUCCGAACGGCUCAGAUCUUCUCGCUUUCUGCGAGCAUGGAUGAUCCACAUGCCCCCACGGUGUUUUUCUCUCUCAAUCAUCCUCCUGCAUUCGAGUCAAGGCCAUCCGACCUGGAGACUCUGAUGAGCAACCUCUUGUCAAUGAAGAAUGUUCCGAUCAGACAGCGAUGGUGUGCCUUUGACGAUGAUCAUCUCCGCGUCGCCUCUUUUACUUCACUGUCCAUGCGACUGGUUUGCAAGGCUUCCAAUGAUCUGGAUAAUUUCCGUUCUAUCUGUCGCAUGACGCAUACGAGAUUCGAUCAUUCUUCCUAUCCAAUUCAAUACCGUGGCCUAUUCUCCGACCAAGUUCGCCGUACUUACUCGGAUUGGUUAUCAAGAUUGGUCUGGCCUGUCGCAUUCCAGGUGGAAGCAUUGGCGCGUGCCCAUUUCAUUGACUUGAAGGAGCUUUUGGGAUUGCGGGAGAGCAUCGAAUUAAUGGUUAGGGAAAGGGGAGCAUCAUCUACUGCGAUGUUUCUUCAUGAUUUCGCUUCGCACGCCAAGACGUUGUUCUGGUAUGGCGAAGAAUCCGAGUUGUCUCAGGAGUCGGUGGAGAUCUUAUUCUCGCGUCUGUCUCGCGAGUUCCUUUCCAAACCCAUACCACCCAUGCCGCCGCCGUCAGAGGACAAUUUUGAUUGCCUUCAUGUGAUCGUGACACCCACAACCAUGUAUCUCGAAGGCCCAUUUCCGGAGAGAUCAAACCGCGUCAUGCGCACAUAUCCAGGAAACGAGGAUAGCUUCGUGCGGGUCAGUUUCGCUGACGAAACGCGUCUUCAACAUCGAUUUGACCGUGAAGUCGACGGGCGAGCUUUUGUUGAUCGCACAAUCAAGAACUUGUUAUUAAACGGCGUCACGAUCGCAGGCCGCCCCUUCCGCUUUCUUGCUUAUUCACAAUCCGCUCUAAAAGAGCAUGCGGUUUGGUUUGUGAAGCCCUUCACGGAUCCCAAGCGUGGGCGCAUCGACGCGCCAACCAUUAUCCGGAGUCUAGGAUCGUUUCGCCACUUACCCUACGACCGUCUACUCAUAUACUGUCCUGCUCGUUAUGGUGCCCGGAUAUCACAAGCAUUUACCGCCACGGAUGCUUCUGUAUCGGUUGAAGCAGAUGAAGUAUUUGUGCUCAACGAUGUGCAGGAUCCAGACGGCCGGUGGACAUUUACCGAUGGUGUUGGUACCAUCUCUGCAGAGCUAGCUCGUACGAUAUGGGGCAAAUUGUGCGCUAAGCGCCCUCGAGGUAGGCGCCACAAAGCAUAUCCGCGCACCUUUCAAAUACGCUUCAUGGGAUCGAAAGGAAUGCUGAGCGUCGAUUACAAACUGUCUGGCCGAGUUGUCUGCCUAAGGGAUUCGAUGAUCAAGUUCGACGCCCCUCAAUCUCUGGACAUCGAGAUUGCAAGGGCAUUUGACAAGCCCGGGAGGUACUACCUGAACCGGCCACUCAUCAUGAUUCUGGAGGGCCUUGGAGUACCCUGCGAAGUGUUCAAAAUCUUGCAGGAUAACGCCGUGCGUGAUGCAGAAGGCUCCGUACUUUCGUUGGAGCGCGCAGGGCGAUUGCUGGAAGCGCAUGGUCUUGGGACCUCGUACCGACUCACCUCUACAAUGCUCAGCCUGCACAGACUUGGUGUUGGACCUCUCUCUGAGGACGUGUUUUGGCAGCAAAUGAUGGACUUUGCUGUCAAUCAUGUCCUGCGAGAGCUCAAACAUCACGCCAGAAUCCCUGUUCCCGAUGGGUGGACGUUGGUUGGCGUCGCUGAUGUCCAUGGAUUCUUGAAGGAGGGAGAGAUAUUCGCUUGCAUUGACUCUCAAGAUCACUCUGGACUUAUCUAUCUAGAAGGUCCCACAUUGAUUUCACGAUCACCGACAAUUCAUCCAGGUGACGUUCAGCUUGUCCGUGCCAUCGGUAGACCGCCUCCAGGAUCUCCCUUCGAGAAGGAGUCUUUGCGAAACAGCGUUGUUUUUUCCAUCAAAGGUGCACGGCCUUUGCCGUCCUGCCUGGGUGGAGGUGAUCUUGAUGGGGACGUCUACAAUGUUACCACAAUGCGAUCACUGUUGCCGCAGAAAACAUAUCACGCUGCCGAUUAUGAUCCAGCCAAGAAAAAACUGAACGACCAUGAAAGCACAAUGCACGAUGUGGCGGAAUUUGUUGCGGAGUAUAUCAACAGUGACACCUUAGGGAUCAUCGCCAUCAACUGGCUUAUAAUUGCAGACCAGAGUCCAAAGGGGAUCCUAGACCUCGACUGUCUCCGACUUGCGCAGUUGCAUAGCGAUGCCGUAGACUAUCCGAAGAGCGGCAUGCCUGUCCCUUUGGAGCAUAUCCCGAGGCUCAAGUUCAAGGCAAAACCUGACUGGAACGCACCCGAGACACUCACGAGGGAAACUCCCGACUUCUACGAAAGCAGACGCGCCAUUGGCAAGCUAUACAGAGCCAUUGAACUCCCCGCCUUAAGAACAGUUGCAAGAGCGUCCAGUGUUCAACGUCGACAUCUGGAGGACAGCCACGAGGAGUCAUCUCGUUACGUCUUGGAUGAAUUCUACUCUGAAGAACCACAUCUUGACGACUAUGUUCGGUUGGCCGUCGAGGAUCGUGUCGGACAGUUCCUCCCACUGCAAGACAUCACAUUUAAUGACGAUGUGAUAAUCGGACUCUGGGAGCUAUUCCAUUCAUAUGUUUCGCAGCUGCGCGCGAUUUGCACCGACAAUACACUCUCUCACACUCGCUCAGCGAUGCUCACGGAAGAAGAGGCCGUUAUUGGAACGAUCGUGGCGAAGUGUUCUCAGCCCCGCAAGCGCAAGGAUUUGAUGUCACAGAUGCGUGAGCAGACCAGCGUUCUUAUCAAUGGAAUGCGUGCGGAAAUAUCUGGAGACGAAGACAUGACACCGGAUGAGUCGUUGGAGAGAGCGUGGAUUGCGUACAAGGUGGCUCUCAUCGAAACAAAUUAUUUCGGUGCCCGCAGCUUCGCGUGGAUUGCUCUUGGUGAGAUUUUCGAUGCAAUAAGGAACAUCGAGGACGCCGAUAAGAAUUUGUUGAGACCUUGA